Molecule: messenger RNA, 523 nt
Organism: Lactuca saligna
Lineage: Eukaryota; Viridiplantae; Streptophyta; Magnoliopsida; Asterales; Asteraceae
Source: the annotation of a GenBank genome assembly
AUGAAAGUGCAUUCCUUAAGGUUUUAUGAAAAAGAACCGUUGGAAUUCGGAAGUCGAAAGGGUUAUUGGCGCUUAAUAUAUACCUUCUUCACUCAUCCGCCUGUUCUUCAAACACCACCGGAGACAUGUUUCUUUGAAGAAGAAGAAGAGGGUUUUAUUUGGUGGCACCACCUUCUCCCCUUUUCUUCUAACACCACGUCUUCCUCUUUCUUUCAUUUUCCUGCGUUCAAGAAUCCUCUGCGUUUCCCUCUUCGUCUUUUAGUUAGGGGACUUAUUUCAACCAGAUCAUACAGGAGUAUUAUGGUGGCUCAGCUGGAUUUUAUCAAAGAGCUUCAAAUGUAUCAAACUGCAGUUAAUGCCAAUCAGGUCCGGAUGAUGUGUAUCACAUUUCUGUACAAGCAUUGCAUAUUAUAACUAUUAUGCAUCCACCCUUGCAAUCAGAGACAAAAGGCACAAAAAGAUUCCAAUGGGACAUCAAAUCUUGAAACCUGACUGCAAAUGUUGCUGGUGGAAGUCUUGAAAU